Lycium barbarum (goji berry) is the source of this 2059-nucleotide messenger RNA. Its product is annotated as MLO-like protein 1. The transcript is spliced from 14 exons. The coding region runs from base 180 to 1691 and encodes 503 amino acids. The record is from RefSeq and is a predicted model, not a curated record. Gene Ontology annotation, cellular component: membrane. Gene Ontology annotation, biological process: defense response. NCBI's taxonomy places the organism in Eukaryota, Viridiplantae, Streptophyta, Magnoliopsida, Solanales, Solanaceae.
UUCCUCCGUAACUUCCAUUUUACAUAAUAACAUGGCUAUAUUUCUUCUUGGAAAUCUCCUGCAAACAACAAACAUAGUAGCAGUAACAUAGUAUUUGUCGUCCUCGUUAAUCACAUAAUCCUAUAUUUAUGUCUUCUUGAAUAUCCAGUUACAGGAGUCUUAAGAAGAACAAAUAAAAGAUGGCAGGAGGUGAAGGAGAUCAAGAAACAAAUUUGGAAUUUACACCAACAUGGGUUAUUGCCUUGGUUUGCACUGUCAUAGUUGCUAUAUCUCUUCUUGUUGAAAGAAUCCUUCACUAUGCUGGCAAGUAUUUGCUCAAGAAAAACCAGAAGCCACUCUAUGAAGCCUUACAAAAGAUCAAAGAAGAGUUGAUGCUGUUGGGAUUCAUAUCUCUGCUGUUGACGGUGUUCCAAGAAAGAAUUCUUAAAAUAUGCAUCCCAAAGCACUUGACAAAUCACUGGCUCCCUUGUAAAAAGGAUGAUGGUGCAACUGUCCACUUUCAGACCAAUUUCUUCUCUUUAGUUCCAGGAGGAAGGCGCCUUCUUGCUGGAUCUGCUAAUUCUGGUUAUUGUGAGGCUAAGGACAAGGCACCAUUGCUUUCUCUCACAGCACUGCAUCAUCUCCAUACCUUUAUCUUUGUGCUGGCUGUUUCACAUGUUACUUUCUCAGCUCUUACAAUUUUAUUUGGAAGUAUAAAGAUACGACAGUGGAAAUCUUGGGAGGAUUCUAUCCAGAAAGAGGAAUAUAAUCCAGAAGAAGUACUUCGCUCCAAAGUUACAAAUGUCCAAGACCAUGAUUUUGUCAAGGGCCGGUUUCUAGGUUUGGGUAAAAGAUCACGUUUAUUAAGUUGGCUGCAUUCCUUUGUCAAGCAAUUCUUCGGAUCUGUCACAAAAUUGGACUAUACAACUUUGAGGCUUGGCUUCAUUAUGACUCACUGCAAAGGGAAUCCAAAGUUCAAUUUUCACAAGUAUAUGAUACGCGUACUUGAAGCUGAUUUCAAGAAGGUUGUUGGGAUUAGCUGGUAUCUUUGGCUAUUUGUGGUCUUGUUCCUAUUGCUUAAUAUUCACGGCUGGCACGCAUACUUUUGGAUAGCAUUCAUUCCCUUUCUUCUUUUACUAGCUGUGGGGACUAAACUAGAGCAUGUUAUAACUCAACUUGCUGGAGAGGUUGCUGCGAAGCACAUAGCGGUGGAAGGAGAUUUGGUUGUCAAGCCAUCAGAUGAUCACUUCUGGUUUCAUAGACCGCGUCUGGUCCUUUUCCUUAUUCAUAUCAUCCUUUUCCAAAACUCCUUUGAGAUUGCAUUUUUCUUCUGGAUUUGGGCUCAAUAUCAUUUUAACUCCUGCAUCAUGGGACAGGUUGGUUACAUCAUCCCACGACUUGUCAUAGGGGUGUUUGUUCAAUUCCUUUGCAGUUAUAGUACUCUACCACUAUAUGCAAUUGUCACACAGAUGGGAAGUUCUUUCAAGAAAGAAAUAUUCAACGAUCAUUUACAAGACGGGCUUCUUGUUUGGGCUAAAAAGGCUAGAAGGAGAGCUACCAAUGGCUCCUCCAGCCAAGUGGUCCAUAAAGAGUCCCCUUCUCCUAUGGCUGUGCAGCUAUCACAAGUAGAAACACAAGAAUCUGCUAUGGAAGAGGGCCAUGCCGGGGAAAUUAGGCCUGCGACCAACCAACUCAACUCAAAAGUAAAUUAACUAUUUGCCCCUCUGUUGGAGAUGUUCCAGAAAUGUCUGCGGUCGAGUAAAUAGCUCUACGAACGAAUGGAUCUGAUAAGACUUGGAAAAUGGAAAGAUUUGUAUAAGUUAUACAUUUAAUCACCGCUUUGUGGAAAAUCGUUAGGUAUGAAUAUGCCAACAACAACAUUCCUCAGAUAUCUGAAAGCUGUUAAACAGUAAAGAAACUUGUAAAAGUGAGCAAUAUUUUUAGAGUAUAAGCUGUAUGUAUACAUAUACCUACCUCAGGAAGAGAAAAGAAUGGUCAGACUAUUUUUAGAGUAAACUCGGUUGUAUUAAAUUUUUUCUCGGUAAUAUGGUUUUGAAGCUAUAUAUAUAGGUUGUUCGUC